Penicillium cinerascens is the source of this 1662-nucleotide messenger RNA. RefSeq names its product putative MFS transporter. Gene Ontology annotation, cellular component: membrane. The record is from RefSeq and is a predicted model, not a curated record. NCBI's taxonomy places the organism in Eukaryota, Fungi, Ascomycota, Eurotiomycetes, Eurotiales, Aspergillaceae. Bases 1 to 1662 code for a protein of 553 amino acids. Gene Ontology annotation, molecular function: dethiobiotin transmembrane transporter activity; solute:proton symporter activity; biotin transmembrane transporter activity. Gene Ontology annotation, biological process: biotin import across plasma membrane. The transcript is spliced from 4 exons.
AUGUCAACCGAAACACGCGAGUCCGCCAUGAGUGGAAACAAGGGACCUGUGUCUGAAGAUGUCUACGAGCAACCGCAGGGUCUCUCGGACUCCCGAGAGUUGGACGAGAUCGACCCCAGUGAGUUCAGUCAAGAAAACAUCGAACGUAUCUACAGUAAACUGGAUUGGCGCAUCAUUUCUGCCUUUUGGGUCAUCUAUUUCAUGUGCUCGGCCAUUCGGUCGAACAUUGGGCUGGCGCAGACCAUGAACGAGGACUCCGGCCAUGAUCUUGCAAGUGUGCUACACCUGAAUAAACACCAGAUCUCGACCGGUCUCGCGCUGUUCUACGUCUGCUAUGUGGUGUUCGAUCUUCCUUCUAACCUGGUCAUGACCCGGUUGAGUCCUCAUGUUUGGAUGAGCCGCAUUGUGAUCAGCGUUGGACUGAUUGGUACUUGCAUGACGGCGAUGAAGGCCGUCUGGAGCUUCUAUCUCCUUCGUCUCUUGCUCGGCAUUGUCGAAGCCGGCCUGUGGCCUGGUAUGACCUACUACCUCACCCUCUUCUAUCCGCCAUCUCGAAUCGGCAAACGUAUUGGUCAGUAUUUCACCGCUGCGCAAGUCUCAGCUGCCGUUGUCGGUCUUGUCUCCGCCGGCUUCCAGAAAAUGGAUGGUUUGCAGGGGUAUGUUGGGUUCCAGUGGAUGUUCCUGCUGUGGGGUGUCAUCACCAUCGCUCUGGGUUUCGUUCAGCUAUGGUGGCUGCCAGACCGUCCGAUCGCCCCAGGCGAGCCAAUUCCUGAACGCCACUAUCUCCUGCGCUGGUUGCCCCAGAGCACCCCAGCCCUGACAGGUCGGGAUGCGGUAAUCCAUUAUCACGACAUGAAGCGCGCGUAUCACAGUUCGAAGUGGAAUAUGCGGGACUUGCUGCAUGUUUUCAUGGACUGGAGGUUGUGGCCUUUGCUUGUCAUGUAUUUCGGUGUUGUGGGUGUGGGUAUUGGCACGCAGCUGUACGCCAACGUGAUCAUUGCGGCUAUCAAUCCAUCGCUGAACGGUGUUGACCUGAGCUUGCUCACUGCUCCUAUCUGGAUUAUGGAUCUUAUUGCUAUUCUACUCGUCACUCCGCUUUCAGAUCGCUUCCACCGCCACCGCGCUCUUUUCUUUUCCAUUCCAGUCUUGCUCCAGAUCCUCGGCCUGCUGCUGACCAGCUACGCGGGUGCUGAUGAGAACCCCUGGCCCCGGUACGGUGGACUUUUGAUAGUUGGUUUCGGUCUCGGACCAACUGUGCCUAUCACCAUGACGUGGACUGCAGAGAUCUUCCAGCCGCGCCACGGCGAGGUCGGCGUUGCAGCUGCCUCGGCCGUUGUCUCUGGGUGGGGCAACCUCGGCAGCAUAUUGACAACCUAUGCGCUGUACUCUGGAUGGAAGAGCGACUACGAAGCUCCUGGGCGGCAAAAGUACCGCAAGAGUAACCUGGUCAUGAUUGGCAUCUUGAUUGCGAGUAUCCUGGCUGCGGUGGUCAUGGAGCUUCUUCUUCGCUAUGUGGACAAGUGGUAUGAUGAGCCUGUGGAGGAUGACGAGGGCAACACUAUCGACUUCGCACGUCGCCGUGAAGUGAAGCAGCGGGGGCUCCACGGGUUGGGAGCAGGCCUGUUCGGGUGGGCGAGACGAGGCAAGGCCAACCUCGAGUGA